Saprolegnia parasitica CBS 223.65 is the source of this 3501-nucleotide messenger RNA. RefSeq lists its product as hypothetical. Bases 1 to 3501 code for a protein of 1166 amino acids. The record is from RefSeq and is a predicted model, not a curated record. Lineage: Eukaryota; Oomycota; Saprolegniomycetes; Saprolegniales; Saprolegniaceae. The transcript has 4 exons.
AUGGCCAGCCCAUGGAUCUGGCGCAGUGACGCCGCCGACGCAGACAUAAGCGACUGGCUCGACGCUGUCGCAGACGAACUGCGCCCACACCAGCGCGACGAGCUGCAGCGCAUCUUGACGCACCAAGAGCCAUCGACGCGCCUCCACGUGUGGGCCAUGAUUGGCUCCAAGGCCGACGCGCGUCGGUACCUCCACGACGUGUUGCGCGUGCACCACUAUCUGGCGCUGCACAUUUCAUCGUCAUCGGCCGAGUAUGCAACGCUGAUAUCGCUCUACGCAGGCUUUGGCGACGACGACGACCGCAGCAGCAUGGAGUCCAUUCUGACCGAAACGACGCUUCACUUGAGCUUGCUGGGGCGAUGUCUUAUGCGGCAGCCGCUGUCCAAGCAACGCGUGUUGCUCACAUUCAUGCACGACAAGUUCACGUGGCGUCACUUUCUCGAAUGGCUGGGCGCGGACCCCCGCGCUGAGAACACGGUGCGCAUCUACCUCGUGUCCUUGCCUGACAACGAUCUCUUCUCGCUCUGGCUACGGAUCCUCGUUCACAUCGCACCCACCGAUCGGCUACCGUGGGUCAACCUCACGUACGUCUUCGUCGACGACGACGUCGUGCUGAGCCUCGCCAAUAUGUUUCAAGGGCACUGUGCAUUGCCGUCACGCCUCGUGAGUCAGCUCGUGGCCCUGACACCCCUCGAGCUCGACGCGUUUCUUCAGCUGCUUGUCGUCGUCUCGGUCGAGGCCGCGGGCUCGAUCCUCGUUGAAGUGCCUCCCAUCUACUACAGUGCGCUGUCGGCGCUGCGACCAAUUGUCUUGACCGAGCAUCUCGACCAAUGGGUCCUGGAGCUCGCAACGAUCAAAAUCGACGACCCGUGCGCGCAUACCUUUCUCACGCAUCUCUGCGGCUGCGAGUCGCCUGUCGUCAUCACAAGUCUCUAUUUUGAGCUGCCCGCCACGACGCGCGCGCAGUGGCAAUGUACCUUCCACACACUCGAGCCCCGUGAUCGGGCUCUCUGCACGCGCUUCGUGCUCCUCAUUCCGCUACCGACGCCACCUGCUUCCGACGAUCCGCCGUCCGUAUAUCCUGGCACCACGAGUGACGAGACCGUGACGCCAAUCCAAGUCAUUGACACGCUCGUGCAUCUCCCGGUCGUCGAGCUGCAGCGUUUGCUGCAAACAACGCGCGAAUGGGAGAAGGAAGAUGUCAUGCUUGUCGCGUACUUGCUCCGUCGUCUCCACCCGCUGUGCAUCAGCGCCUUCUUGACGCUGCUGUCGACGCCACCAGCGACGCGCGAGCUUUUGUACCUUGUUCUCAACGACACGGUGGAGGACGAGCCUCGGCAGCUGCUGCUCACGCUGGUCGCGCUCCUACAGGACGAGGCCGACGCGCCCCAUGGCGUCUCGCUGCACAAGGUGCUGGCGUUCUUGAGCACGAUGGACGCCGAGUACGCGCGGCGCUUCUUUCGCAGCGUGCUGACGACCGAGGUCGCGUUCAAUGUUCACCUGCUUGCGUUUGUCUUGUCGCCGCCCCACAAUAUGGUGCCCAUGGCGUGUCUGCGCUUGUUGUUGCACCUGCCGUCGCUUGCGCAUGCCCAGCUGCUCCAAAUGUACAGCAGUCCCGCGCAAUCGCCCUUCAAUUUGCUCGUGUGGAGUGACCUCCUCCAAGCCGUCUCGAGUGUCUCGGCCGCGACGGUGCUUGCGAUCGUACAGCCCCUCGCACCACGCGCGAUGGAGAAUGUCUUUGGCUACCUCCAAGCCAUCAACAACGAGGCCGAGUCGCUGGUGUUAAUGGACCUCUUCUUGCAGCACCCGACUACCGACGUCCUCACGUUUCUCGAGCUUGCGAGCGGCAUGACAGACAGCGCACUCAAGGAAUUGAAUCUGUUUCUUAGCCGCCUCGACUUGCUUCGACAGUCGCUGCUACUCCCGCUUUUUGUCGACCCGCGGCGCGCCAUUCUCUCCCGACUCAUUGUGUCAUGCAACGCGUUGGAUCUGGUCACGAUCGGCGAUGUCUUUGUGAGUCUCACGCCGCAUACAUGGGAGACGCGGUCGCUCCUCAUUGAGCAAGUGCGCAUGCUCGAAGAUCCGCUUGUGCUCUCGCAGUACUUGGCAUUGCACAAGCAAGCGAGCUCGCGACCGAACCUUGUCUCGCCGCUCGCGGCGUACGCGUCGUUGGCGAGCUACUGCAGCAAGACCGUGCACCUCGUCCUCAUCAAGGCGCUCACGCGGCUUCCACCCUCCAGCCAAGUUGGUUUGAUCACGCUUCUGACGACGACGGGUCGCCAUGUGUCGCCGCCCGCGCUGGGCUCGAUGGCGCGGCCGCCCGAGUACUGGCUCGAUGACGUACUCGCGCACUGCUGUCGUAUUCUGAACGCCUACUCGGACAAGGUCGCGGUGGAGAUUGUGCGCACGCUGCAGCACGUGCCGAGCAGCUACCACGACGAGAUCUUGGCGACAUGCACCGAGCUCACGGCCGAGACCGCGUUCCUGAUCCACAUGUUGCGGCUCACAGACGACGCGCAUGUCGUCAUGGCGUGUGACCUCUUGUAUCGGCCGCCACUUGCGCCGCAUUUGGUGCCCGUGGCUACCGUUUGUCUUCAGAAAAUGCUCAAAGUGUGCUCUCUCUCCGCCGCGCUCACGCUACUGCAUGCGAUGCCGUCGCUGCCCGCGUUCCUCACCUACUUUGACUCGGUCCCGAACAAGAUGCGACUGCUCGCGACGUUGGCUGACUAUGCCAGCGUCGCGAUCCCGCUGCUCGCACUGCUUCGGAUUGUCGAUACCGACGAUGCCAACUACCUCUUGCAUGCUCUGCAAGGUCUGCCACCCGACCGACGCGCGCGCUUUGAAGCACAGCUUUUACAAGAGCCCAUCCCGCCCGUCUUGUCGGCGGACGAAAAAGCCAUCUACUUUGGCAUCCUCGAAGGCAACCAACUUACCAUCGAGUCGAUCGAGGCACCGUAUCGAAGCGGUGUCCGGCUCGUGCAGGCGUCGUCCGACGUGUUGCCGGACGUUCCGCCGUGGGAGCCCGAGCAGCUCGAGCAGCAUACGUUGGCCGCCAAGCCACUGAUGGUGCGCCACCUCACGCCAGCGGUGCGGCCCGAGGCGUGGCGGCGCCCCGCGAUUGCGGCACCCUUGCACUUGGCGUUCGAGCCCGCGCACUUGCCUCCGCUCGUCGCGCCCCGGGUGUGCACUGCAUCGCCCGAGCGCCGUCGUCGCGGGCUACAGCUCGAGUUGCUGCCAGACGCGGAGGUGACCGACUUGCACCCGCGCCGACGCCCGACCAUGACGCCAGGGUCCCCGUUUGCGGUGAUUGCCAAGGACCCGGACCUGACAACGUGGCCACCGACGAGAAUCCGCGUGGCCAAGACACCGAGCGCCAAGCAGCUCGUCUUUGACGCGCGCAUUCGCAAGGCCAUGGGCACCGCGUCCAUGCCAUCGCUGCUGCCCUCCACGUCGUCGUCGUCGUCUCCGCCGCGCAUGCGGCUACCUCCCCACAAAUCCUAA